AUGGGCAGUGGAGCUGCCGGAGCCACGACACUCCUGGGGAGCCCAGGAGAGGCCAGCAGGGCUAAGAGCAUCCGUGGAGGCGGCUCCCUGCCGCUGCCCGGCCGGCUCCGGGUGCCCGGGAUGAGCCCAGGCCUGCGGGCUGCAAGUGUUCCAGAUGGGGAGUGCAAGCUGGGGAGUGAUGAUGCAAGUUCCAGAUGGGGAACUGGGGGAGUGCGGGUGCCCUCGGGAUACCAGGACACACGGGACACGGGGCAGGGCUCACAGCCGGCCUGGCCGCAGGGAACAGGCGCUCUGGGCAGUGCACUCGGCCGGGCGGCUCCGGGCCCACGCGGAGCCCCACGGCAGGAGGCUCUCUCCGCUGCAGGGGACCCCAAGGUGCCGGUGCUCUACGAGGUGGAUCGCACGCGCACGGGCAGGAGCUUCUCCGUCCGCUCCGUGAAGGCCAUCCAGCACGGGAAGCCCAUCCUCACCUGCCAGGCCUCCUUCCAGCUGGAGCAGGAGAGCCCCAUGCGCCACCAGUUCACCAUGCCCGCGGUGCCGCCGCCCGAGGAGCUGCUCACGCAGGAGGAGCUCAUCAGCACGUUCCUGCAGAAUCCCAACUUGGCAGAGAGGUACAGGAAGCGGCUCAACAGGAUCGAAGCCAAGGAUGUGCCCAUUGACAUCAAGCCCGUGAACCCACCGAGCAUGCUCUGCAGUGCUGGAAACGCGGCCCGGCCGUGGGGAGAAGUGCCCGGCCCGGGGCUCGCCUGGCGCGUGGGGACGUGGACCCGCACUCGCUGCAGUGGCAUCAACGUUUAUUGA
This is a messenger RNA of Tinamus guttatus (white-throated tinamou), 801 nucleotides long. Lineage: Eukaryota; Metazoa; Chordata; Aves; Tinamiformes; Tinamidae. The record is from RefSeq and is a predicted model, not a curated record.